GGAGAGUUUAUUAGUACAGUAAGUGUAUUCUGUAGUCGUGAUGAAAUGUAAAUUAAACAAAAAAGUAGCAAAUCUGUAAUUUGAUAUCCGUGAAGUUUUGACUUUAUAUAAAAUUAAAAAAAAGUGAGAGCUUGCAAAAAAAUCAUUCGGUCGUCAGAAAGAAAAUCACCUUUCCGAUCGAUCUGCCGUUUAAUUCGAGCAUGGAUCGAAAUUUCGAAGGAGAUUCCCGUAUAGUGUCAGGAUGGGAGGCGGAACCUGGUCAGCUCCCUUUCCAGCUGUCGAUAAGAAAUGUAAACUCUAAUGGUGGAGUAUCAGCUUGUGGUGGGAGCAUCAUUCAUCGUGAAUGGGGCCUUACUGCCGCCCACUGCACCGCUUUGCGUGUAAGUAUAGUGGUCCGAGCUGGCACCGUCAACCUGACGCAGCCCGUCUACAUCUUCGAGACAACGGAGUACUACAAUCAUCCCUCGUACGUUGAAUCAUUGUCCGUCGUCCAGCCCAAUGAUAUUGGAGUCAUUAAGUUUGGCAGGGCACUAAUUUUUAAUGAUUAUGUGCAGCCGAUCCGUCUCCAGAACUCCGCUUCGCAGAAUCGGGAUUACAGCGGCACCAGGCUCACUGCCAGCGGUUGGGGUCGUACCUGGACUGGAGGUGCUGCCCCGGAGAAUUUGAACUGGGUAUUCCUGAGUGGUACAUCCAACUUGCAUUGUCUGAUUGCAUUCGGGGGGAGCAGCAUCAUCGUGGAGUCUACAAUCUGCGCAAGCGCAUACAAUGUCAGCUCUCAGUCCGUCUGUCAGGGUGACAGCGGCGGUCCGCUGACAGUUGUCGACGAUGACGGUCAGCUCAGCGAGGUGGGGGUGGCGUCAUUCGUGUCAAGUGCCGGUUGCCACACUGAUCAUCCAGCUGGCUUUAUACGGCCCGGCCAUUACCACAGCUGGUAUUAUGAAGUGACUGGCAUUAACUUCGACUGGGAGCUAGUGGAAACUACGACCUCUACACCAGAGCCGGAGAUAGUAGAAACUACGACCCCAGGGCCUGCAACUGAAGACACUACCACUGAAUCGACCACGACCGAAACAAUUAGCGAGGAGGACGAGUCCAGCUCUAGUUCAGACAGCGACUCGAUUGAUGAAAGUAAUGACUCUGACGAUGUGAACAGCAGUGACUUUAGUGACUUAGAAAAAAUUAAUGUUAUCAGCAAAAAAGAACUUAGAUAUUUAACAAUGUAAUAUAGAAGAUCGCUGUGAUUUUUAUAUUUACAUACAUAUAUACAUGUUUUUU
Molecule: messenger RNA, 1275 nt
Organism: Achroia grisella
Lineage: Eukaryota; Metazoa; Arthropoda; Insecta; Lepidoptera; Pyralidae
Product: collagenase-like
Exons: 7
Coding region: 201-1223 (340 amino acids)
Biological process (GO): proteolysis
Molecular function (GO): serine-type endopeptidase activity
Source: RefSeq, a predicted model, not a curated record